Salvia miltiorrhiza (redroot sage) is the source of this 887-nucleotide messenger RNA. Its product is annotated as LRR receptor-like serine/threonine-protein kinase EFR. The transcript is spliced from 4 exons. Bases 3 to 887 code for a protein of 294 amino acids. Gene Ontology annotation, molecular function: protein binding. NCBI's taxonomy places the organism in Eukaryota, Viridiplantae, Streptophyta, Magnoliopsida, Lamiales, Lamiaceae. The record is from RefSeq and is a predicted model, not a curated record.
AUAUGGAUACAUUUUCCCCACUUUCCCUUCUUUCGCUUCUUAUAUUAUUGUUUACUUGUCUUAACCUUUCUGCUGCGCACAACAUAACUCAAAUCAAAAGUGAUGAAUCCAUACUUCUUGCUUUGAAAUCCCACAUCACUUUAGAUCCUUUCAAUAUUUUGAAAAAUAAUUGGACCAGUGGAACCUCGUUUUGCACGUGGAUAGGAGUUACUUGUGAUUCACGUUACAAUAGGGUGACUCAGUUGAAUAUAUCGUACAUGGGUCUUGUCGGAACCCUCCCACGAGAAAUCGGGAAUCUUUCUUUCCUUGUCUCUUUAAAUGCGAGUCACAACUCUUUUCAUGGCCUCAUUCCCCCAUCUAUCUUCAACAUGUCAUUUCUAGAAGUUUUGGCACUAAAGAAUAAUAGUUUGUCUAGUAGUUUACCUCUUGAUAUGUGCAUACACAAUCUGCAUAGACUCAAGUGGCUUCGUAUAUCUUACAACGAGUUGUAUGGGGAAAUACCAUCGAGUUUGGGGCAGUGUUCACAGCUUGAGUAUCUUUCUUUGUUCAACAACACUUUCACUGGAUUUGUGCCGACAGAAAUUGGGAACUUGACCAAGCUUCAAGAGUUGUUCCUUAGUGAAAAUAAGUUGACUGGUCCAAUACCAUCUACUAUUGGAAACCUCUCAAACUUGGUAUACUUAGAUCUUGGUUACAACAAUUUAAAUGGUCCAAUACCAUCUACUAUUGGAAACCUCUCUAAUUUGCAAGACUUACAUCUUAGUUCAAACAAAUUUAGUGGUCCAAUACCAUCCACCAUUGGGAAUCUAUCCAAUUUGUCGUCGCUAUGGAUCUCUUCCAACAAAUUAAAUGGUGAGCUUCCAUUCUCCAUCUGCAACAUGAUAUAA